GGGUGGAGCUCCAGCCCAGACUCCUCCCUUUCCACCCUUGGCCCUCCUCCCUUUUCUCCCUGCCAGCUCUGCCACCAGCUCCGGCCUCGGCUCACCUUCCAGAGCCCCCUCCCCGGAGCUGAGCUACCGAAGGGCUCCUCUCCCGCCCUCAGCCCAGCAGCACCGCAGCUCCGGGGCAGCCCGGUCGGCCAAUCUUCCCCCAGCUCAGCCCUGCCCGAGCUCCCCAGUCAUGAACCUCUUCCGAUUCCUGGGAGACCUCUCCCAUCUCCUAGCCAUCAUCUUGUUACUGCUCAAAAUCUGGAAGUCCCGAUCGUGUGCGGGCAUUUCAGGGAAGAGCCAGGUCCUGUUUGCUGUGGUGUUUACUGCCCGAUACCUAGACCUGUUCACCAACUACAUUUCACUCUACAACACCUGCAUGAAGGUGGUCUACAUAGCUUGUUCCUUUACCACGGUGUGGAUGAUCUACAGCAAGUUCAAAGCUACUUAUGACGGGAACCACGACACUUUCCGGGUGGAGUUCCUCGUUGUUCCCACAGCCAUUCUGGCAUUCCUGGUCAAUCAUGACUUCACCCCUCUGGAGAUCCUCUGGACUUUCUCCAUCUACCUGGAGUCAGUGGCCAUCCUGCCGCAGUUGUUCAUGGUGAGCAAGACGGGUGAGGCGGAGACCAUUACCAGCCACUACCUGUUCGCACUGGGUGUCUACCGCACACUCUAUCUCUUCAACUGGAUCUGGCGCUACCACUUCGAGGGCUUUUUUGACCUUAUCGCCAUUGUUGCUGGCCUGGUCCAGACAGUCCUCUACUGCGAUUUCUUCUACCUCUACAUCACCAAAGUCCUAAAGGGGAAGAAGCUCAGCUUACCGGCAUAGCCCUGGCCUCACCAGCCUUCACCGAGGCAGGGCAGGAGGCAGAGAAGGCUGCUCAAGAUCAAGGCCUUCUCAUCCAGAGUUGGCUUUUUAAAGCGCUCGCCUCUCCUGGCUCCCCACCCCUCCAGCUGGGUUUUGGGGUCGGUGAAAGACUCCUAUCCUGGGGAGGUCAGGACCUGAGCUGUUUGUAGCCUUUUGCCUUUUAGAGAAGAAAAACAAAAAACAAAUCUUUCCACUAUUUAGUUUUUGAUUCUGAUGACUUUUUUCUCUUCUACCCUGGCCCUGAUUUUUUAUAAACUGUGUUUUGAGUGUUCUCUGGACCAGGGCCAGUGGAGGUCUACUUCCUUCUCUAAGCCACUUGUCUCCCUCCAAGAUCCCACCCCAGCCCCAUGGUUGCCAAACACUACGUCUGCCAAUGCCUGCCUGCCUACCUUGGCUGUGACCGCGAUCCUCCCCACAAGUCCCUGGAUUGGUAGUAAGAAGGAAGAAAGUUAAGGAGGGUCUCCCUAAUUUUUCAUAAUUUUUUCCAGAAUUUGUUAGCUUUUUGUGUGUGGGGGUAGGGGGUUGGGUCCUGUUUUUGUUAAAUUAGGGGAAGCUUUGGACUUAGGCAAGGGAAGGAGGCUAGCUGGCCUGUUGGUCACCACACUCUAACACCAUGUUUUUGUACAGAAUUUGAUGGCUGAUUCUUUGUUCUCUUGAAAUAAACUGAGGAAAACUGUC
This is a messenger RNA of Myodes glareolus (Bank vole), 1585 nucleotides long. RefSeq names its product KDEL endoplasmic reticulum protein retention receptor 1 (gene Kdelr1). NCBI's taxonomy places the organism in Eukaryota, Metazoa, Chordata, Mammalia, Rodentia, Cricetidae. The record is from RefSeq and is a predicted model, not a curated record. Gene Ontology annotation, cellular component: membrane. Gene Ontology annotation, molecular function: ER lumen protein retrieval receptor activity. Gene Ontology annotation, biological process: protein retention in ER lumen.